Messenger RNA from Pocillopora verrucosa, 1011 nucleotides. Lineage: Eukaryota; Metazoa; Cnidaria; Anthozoa; Scleractinia; Pocilloporidae. The record is from RefSeq and is a predicted model, not a curated record.
AUGCUCAUAAGUUUUUUGAAACCAUUAUUACUUUUUUUGACCGCCUUAAACCCGUGCACAAGGAGCCCUUGCCAAAAUGGGGGAGUCUGCACAGUAACUGGAGAUGACUCUUACAGCUGCAAAUGUGCCGACGGAUAUUAUGGACAAACCUGUGAAAAAGUGAGCCCCUGUAAAUCACAUCCAUGUAAAAAUGGUGGAACAUGCACAAUGACGAGUCUUGAUUCAUUCUCCUGCAAAUGUACCGAUGACUUUGAAGGAGACACCUGCGAAAAGCGACUCCCUUGCCCACCUGGGAAAAAGACGGACGAUCCUCAAGGCCGUUGCUGUGUUUUUCCUUUUGAGUAUGGAGGAAAAACUUACCAAUCUUGUACCAAGGUAGCUCAUCACAGAUUGUGGUGUUCAUUUGACGAAGUUUACAAAGGACAAUGGGCUAACUGCGUUGAUGAAUGUCAGUCAUCUCCUUGUAAGAAUGGAGCCAGUUGUAAGAUUACUCAAGAUGGUUACAGUUGUCAGCCAUGUCCUGCAGGAUGGGAUGGGAAAAACUGUGAUGAAGUCGCGUGGAAAUCUGAAGGAUGUUUCAAAGAGCACAAGAGGAAAGCGAAAAUGGUUCUCGGACGUAAAAUCGCCACCGUCCCUGGAAAGAAACUAAGCAUUCAGGACAUAUUUGAUAAGUGCAAAAUUGCAGCGGAAAAGAAAGGUUUCAAGAUUUUUGGUAUUCGAAAAAGGAACAGGUGUUUCUCAACAAGUGAUGGAAAAGUGCAGGAGUUUAAAAAGUAUGGAGUAUCAUCCAAAUGCAAGAUAGAUGACAACGGUCUUGGUGUUGGAAUGAAACUCGCCAACUUUGUCUACACCAGGCUGUAAAGAUAGACUCAAUGCAGAAAUGCAGCAAUGCACAAAAUGGAUUGGAUGGAAUUAGAAGUUCUACCUGAGUAAAUUAAAAAUCUUGUUGGGUUAAGGGUUUUAAUUCAUUAAAGGGUUAAUCUGAACUAAAUAAAAAACGCGGCACAAAUG